AUGCAGAAGAAGCAGCAGACUCAUGCUGCUGGUCGAAUCCACAUCAAACUGGACAGCCGGAGCAGUGCUGCUGCCAGGGAGCGGAGGCAGAGGAGAUAUGUUGAGAAGAUGUUGAGAAGUUGGCAAGCGGCUCUCCGCCGUCGGCUGCAGAGCAGUGCGGUGCAGCGUCCAGUGGGCAAUAAAUACGCCCCAGCCCUUUCUGAGGCGCAAUCCGGAAACGCCAGCGUGGUACCGGCUGUACGCGAUGUUUUAUCAAUACCGUACGGUUAUUUCGCUAUGUCCUGGGUGUUUGUGCAGCGGGAUGCGGCUCUGAACAGAGUUUGGGAUGCGGAAAUCAAAUCAUCAUCAAAAUGUGGAGAGUUACAAGAAGAGCGACAGGGUGACUGGGAUUGGGAAUCAACGGACAGCACUCAAGGUUUUUGA
Molecule: messenger RNA, 423 nt
Organism: Histoplasma capsulatum G186AR
Lineage: Eukaryota; Fungi; Ascomycota; Eurotiomycetes; Onygenales; Ajellomycetaceae
Exons: 3
Coding region: 1-423 (140 amino acids)
Source: RefSeq, a predicted model, not a curated record